Molecule: messenger RNA, 966 nt
Organism: Protopolystoma xenopodis
Lineage: Eukaryota; Metazoa; Platyhelminthes; Monogenea; Polystomatidea; Polystomatidae
Source: the annotation of a GenBank genome assembly
AUGGACAAGCACAGUCAAAACCAUAUUCUUACUGUAGCAAAAAAUCUUAAAGAAUUCUUCAACAAUAAAGAAUUUCUUAAUGCAUGUAUUGUGGUCUCUGGCCGAAAAAUAUGGUGCAAUCGUUUACUUCUCGCAUCUUCGAGUGAUUAUUUUAAGGCUCUUUUUAAGUUUGACAGUCCAUCUCUUACUCGGGAAACCUUUGUAUUAGAUGCCGACUGCCUUACUCCAAAGGGUGUGAAUCAUGUCAUCAAUUAUAUAAAUUCACUUGGAAUGACACCUGAUACCAUCCCAAAAGAAGAUUAUGGGGAUGUUUAUGCUGCCACCAGUUUCUUGCAGGUGAUUGAGCUGCAUGAGAUAAUUAGUGAAAAAAUGGCCACUACCCUCACUGUUGACAAUGCACUUUAUCGUCGUCUAACCCGGAAAGCCACUGCCAUACUUCAGAAUAAAUUCCAAUCUAUUGACUAUUGGUCGCAAGAGUUUCUCACAUUGCCUCCGAGCUUGAUCGAACUUAUUUAUCUUGGUGAUGAAACUAACGCUCCGAAUGAGUCUUUUAUGGUCAGAUCUAUUCUCGCUUGGAUAACCUACGAUCUUGAACAUCGCCUUGAAUUCUUUAAGCAGAAUUUUACUUCAUUAUUAAGGUUACGAUUAGUGAGCGCCUCAGAAUUGCGCAGCAUUGUGAUUGAUCCGCACUUUUCCAAUGCUUUCGAAGCCGUUCGACUAUUGGUUCAUUGGUACAAUUUAUCCCAUCCAGUUCCCCUGUUCGCAUGCUCUGCAGAGUUUUCUCUCAGAAGCAAUGUUCCACUUGAAGGCUGGAUGCAGACAAUGGAUCUUGAUUCAAAAUUUACUGCAUUGAACGCAGGCAAUCAUUUGAGCAGUAUUGAUUCAGCCCGAGCUGGCACUGAUUUUCGCAUUUAUUCUGUAUGCGGUGUUAAUAUCACGCAUGGGGUAGGUAUUUUCAUUAUCUGA